This is a messenger RNA of Drosophila pseudoobscura, 6598 nucleotides long. It is a transcript of the gene Nup98-96, whose product is annotated as nuclear pore complex protein Nup98-96. Lineage: Eukaryota; Metazoa; Arthropoda; Insecta; Diptera; Drosophilidae. Bases 358 to 6303 code for a protein of 1981 amino acids. The record is from RefSeq and is a predicted model, not a curated record. The transcript has 9 exons. Gene Ontology annotation, cellular component: nuclear pore; nuclear pore cytoplasmic filaments. Gene Ontology annotation, biological process: post-transcriptional tethering of RNA polymerase II gene DNA at nuclear periphery; telomere tethering at nuclear periphery; RNA export from nucleus. Gene Ontology annotation, molecular function: structural constituent of nuclear pore; RNA binding.
UGACAAAAUAGACUAACGCGUUACAAAAACGCAUCAAACUGAGUCAGUGCCAUCACUAUUUUUCUGGCAUUGUGAAAAAAUCGGCGCGCCAUUUCCCCUAUUUUUGCGUCCCCCAGUCAAUUUUGUGCAAAACAAACAGUUUGCAAGUGUUUAUUGUAUAUAGUUUACGGCGCCGGAGCACCGGCUAACGAGCAAAACGCAGAGCAGCACAUUGCCAAGUUGGGAAACUGGUAAUUUGCAGCGCAUUGUGAAAUCCCGCGCGGUCGACACUGACGACCGAUCCAAGGAGCCAUCUAGUGCUGGUGCAUGUGUUUACGCUUUGUUUGAGGAGCCACCCAAGUGAAGUGAAGAAGAAAUAUGUUUGGCGGCUCGAAACCCGCGUUUGGAACCACUCCCAAUGCCACCAGCUUUGGGAGCUUUAGCAACACGGCCGCGACCACACCAUUCGGGCAGUCGGCCUUUGGCAAGCCAGCGGCACCAGCGUUUGGCAACACCUCGACCUUUGCCGCCCAGCCCGCCCAGCCAUCGCUCUUUGGUGCUGCAGCCACGCCGGCGCAGCCAGCCGGUGGAAUGUUCGGGGCCAGUACGUCCAGCGCGUUUGGCAGCACCGCCGCCGCGCCCACAUCAUUUGGAGCCUUUUCGCAGCCGCAACAGCCGGCAAACAUCUUUGGCUCGACGCCGGCGGCAUCCAAUACCUCGCUCUUUGGCCAGGCAGCAACACCGGCAUUCGGAGCAGCCAAGCCAGCCACCCUGGGCAUGACCGCCUUUGGCCAGACGCCAGCAGCACAGCCUACAUCGUCGCUGUUUGGCCAGACGGCAGCCGCCACCAGCGCCUCGGCUUUUGGGAGUUUUGGCCAGGCAGCGCCCACCACCACAAAUGUCUUUGGCAGUGGGACAGCAUCGGCAUUUGCCCAGCCCCAACCCGGGGCCGUGGCCAGCGGCGUCAAUCCGGGCUCGGCGGUGGCCAAGUAUCAGCCAACGAUGGGCACAGACACGCUGAUGAAGGGCGGACAGCCGAACAGUGUGAGCACCAAGCAGCACUGCAUCACGGCCAUGAAGGAGUACGAGCUCAAGUCGCUGGAGGAGCUGCGCAUGGAGGAUUAUCUCAGUUCGCGCAAGGGUCCGCAGGCGGGCAGCACAGCGGGAGCCUUUGGUUUCGGGAGUUCGGCCACGGCCGCCCAGCCCCCGGCCUCGGGGCUGUUCGGCAGCACGGUCCAGCCGAGUGCGGGACUCUUUGGCCAGGCGGUGGGGCAGGAGAACAAGAGUCUCUUCGGGGCAUCGGCCUUUGGCCAGCCGGCCACGACCAGCGCCUUCGGGGCACCCGCCCAGCAGAACAGUUUCUUGCAGAAGCCUUUCGGAGCGACAGCCGGCACGCCCUUUGCCCAGCCCGCCGCAGAUGCCUCGAAUCCGUUUGGAGCCAAGCCGGCCUUUGGCCAGGGCGCCAGCAUGUUUGGCCAGGCACCCGCCACUAGUGCCGCUCCAGCCUUUGGCCAGGCUAACACAGGGUUCGGCACCUUCGGUUCGACGGCAGGACAACAGCAGCAGCAGACAUCGCUCUUUGGCAGCACCCCCGCCGCAGAUCCCAACAAGUCGGCCUUCGGCCUGGGCACAGCUGCAACGGCGGCCAACACAGGGUUCGGAUUCGGUUCGCCGGCCACCAGUACGGCCGGAGGAGGCCUGUUUGGGGCCAAGCCAGCCACGAGCUUCGCGGCGCCCGCCUUCGGAGCCACCUCAACGCCCAGCACGGGCUUCGGGAACUUUGGGAUGACCAACAGCGUCGCGGCGGGCGGAGGACUCUUCAACAAUGCAGGGAACAUGAACAAGCCAGCCACCACGGGAUUUGGCGGCUUUGGGGCGACAGCUGCGGCGCCGCUAAACUUUAAUGCCGGCAACACGGGAGGAUCGCUCUUUGGGAACGCAGCCAAGCCGGGAGGCGGCCUUUUCGGUGGAACAUCAACGCUGGGUGGCCAGACGCAGGGUGGCCCAGUCGGAGGAGGAGGAGGACUCUUUGGUGGCGGAACUGGAGCUUUCGGUACAGGCGGUGGCUCACUCGGCGGCGGCGGAGCAUUUGCCAGCCUCGGGGGGAACACAUCGAUGGCCGGCGGCAUGGGGAUGGGGGCCCAGCAGCAGAUGGGCGGCGGCGGCAUGAUGCAGCUAUCGCAGCAGCCCAUUCACCAGCAGAUCCUGGCCCGUGUGACCUCUCCCUACGGGGACACGCCCAUCUUCAAGGACCUGCGUAACGGCAAUGGUGUGGACGCCACGCGGGCCACCAAUCCCGCCGCGCAACAGGCCGUGAUGGACAUGAAAAACAAACAAUUCAAGAUCAACAUCCACGAAAGCCGGGUCCCCUUGAAGGUGAAGGCCACGAGCAGCAUCACCCGCAAGUCCUUGUUCGAGGGUCUCGAAGAGUUCGAUGGCAGUGUCGAGGGCUUCAACAUCAAGCCGAAUGCCAGGCGUCUGGUGAUCAAGCCCAAGGACAAGCCAACCGAAGCCCCAAACUUGAAUUCUUCGGUAAACAGCAGCGGGCCGCACAGCAUCCAUGCGGCUGUAGGGCGCUCCAGUCGAGAGUCCUUCAAUGGAGCAAUUCCCAAUGAACCAUCGCCAGUUGGUCCGGCCAGCAGCUCCCGCUCCCCCAGAGACAGCAGAGACCAGCAGCAGGACACGAGUCGCCGCGAGUCUUGGCUGCAUCCCAAGAACCUGGAGAUGGUGCGACAGCGCAACAUCCAGACGGGCAUGGACCAGCAGCAGUCCCCCCUCAACAGCACCCUCAACGAGCUGGUGCCGCGCAAACCCCUGGAGACCUAUCGUCCCUGCUCCACGCAGCGCCUCUCCGUGUCCACCAUACACGAGAAUCCGUUCGAGGAUCAGUCGCAGUCGGCCAGUGCCAUUGCCAGGCGGGACACAUUCGUCUCGGACCAGCAGCAGGCGAGCAACGAGAGCACCCUCUCGAACCGCACCCACGAAGAGGAGGCAGCACUGAAUCGCAGCCGACUGGCUAUUGAGGCGGCGGCUGAGGCGGACCUCGAGCCCCAUCCCACGGGCAUAGUGUUGCGUCGCGCGGGCUACUACACGAUACCCUCGCUGGAUGAUCUUAAGUCCUACCUGGCCGAGGAUGGGUCCUGUGUGGUGCCCAAUUUCACCAUCGGACGCGAGGGCUAUGGCAAUGUUUACUUCGGCAAGGAGAUGGAUGUGGCUGGACUGAAUCUGGAUGAGCUUGUUCACUUCCGUAACAAGGAGAUCAUCAUUUAUCCCGACGACGACAACAAGCCGGCCAUUAACCAAGGCCUGAAUCGUGAGGCACAAGUCACCCUUGACCAGGUGUGGCCCGUGGACAAAACCCAGCAUGUGGCUGUGAAGGAUGCCCAGCGUCUGAUCGAAAUGGACUGGGAGGGAAAGCUGCGUCGAGUGUGCGACAAGAACGAUACGCGUUUCAUCGAGUACCGCCCGGAGACGGGCAGCUGGGUGUUCCGUGUGAAGCAUUUCUCCAAGUAUGGCCUGGAGGAGAGCGACGAGGAGUGCAGCAUCGACAAAGUGCCCACCGAUCCAAAGAAGCCAAAAAUGUCGGCCCUCGAGGCACAUUAUCGAGCAGCGGCUGCAGCGGGGGCCCAGGACGCCGCACAGGAUAAGAUGACACUCAAUACGCUGCGGCAUGCCCAGAGGAUAUCCGAGGAUGCCGCCCGCUCGCUGGAUCCCAAGGCGUUGGUCACGAAUGUGGCCAGCCAUAGUUUCCGGCCCAUGGAUGAUUCGGCCGAGUUUAUGCUGAUGGACAAGACCCAAUUCUUUCAGGCUGGCGCCGGGACGGAUUUCUCCAUGUUUGAGGCGCCACGACAGCAGCAGCCCCAGACCAUUGUCAGCCCCACAGCCCUGCUGGCCAAGGAGGUGGCCGGCAACGAGCCACACAAAAUGCAACUGAUGAAGUCCUCGCUGUUUGUGGACGACGAUGACAUCGAAAAUGAAGUCAGAGUGACUAACAAGCGCUUCCAAAGCCACCGACACUUGUCCCAGGCAGGGCCGAACGCCUGGACAGACAUGGGAGCCUCUGAAACCUCCAGUCCGUAUGAUUUUGGCCACACAACUCCCGGCCUGCCCGUCUCCUCAUCGGCCUCUGUGGCCAGUCUGCUGCAGUCGGAUGAGACCUCUUCGGUGGCCACGGGCAGCAUCUUUGCGGAAAAGCCAAAGCCAACAGCACUUGUGGUCCCCUCCAAGGUGCGGCCGUUUAAGUUUGUGACCAAGCCCAAGGUGGCGCCUGUGAAGGUUUUCGGCACAACAGUGCCGCUCGUCCGUUCACUUUUGUACGAGCAUCGCCUCAAGUGGGUGGCCGAUCUGGGCUUCUACAAGGGCCGCAGCCUGAAGCUGACCUUUGGUCCGCACAACACACUGAUGGUGCCCCAGACCUUGAACAAUGUGCGCCGAGCCAUAGAAGAUGGCAGCGUGUCGCUAUCCUCUCUGACGUUUAUGCCACGGGCAGCCAAUGAUUUGUCGCCCGUUUUGUUUCAGUUUUGCAACUUCAAUAUGGUGCAUGGCCACGCGAGUUUCCGCCAGACGAUUGUACCCCAUUUGGAGGUGCAGCUGGCCGAGGGCUCGGCCGUGCAGAUCGAAGAUAGCCAGUGUCCCUGGCUGCAGGCGGGCACGGCCACGCAGCUGAUUGCCAAGCACCUGCGAGAAGCCGUCAAACUGCGGAACCUGGGAGCCCUGGAAGAGUACGGGGUGUCAGUGUGGUCCCUGCUAUACGCCCUAUGGGGGCGACACGAAGAGCUCUCGGAUGAUUCGAACGACGCGAACAGUCACCACACGGUCAUGUGUCGACGCAACCUUUUCUCCGAGUGGCUGGAGAACACCCUCGUGGGCAGAGAUCUGCUGACCAAAAAGGUCAGCAGCCACACCUAUCUGGACCACAUGGUGGAUCUGCUCAGCUGCCAUCGCGUGAGCGAGGCUUGCGAUCUGGCCCUCAACUACGACGAUGCCCACCUGGCUCUGACACUCGCUCAGCUGGGAUCUGGUGCCGUCGUUCGCAUGCUUUUGGAGGAGCAACUGUUCGCCUGGCAGCAGAGUAAAUCGGAUAAAUACAUCCACCUGAACCGCCUCAAGAUGUACAUGAUGGCCGCGGGUGUCAAUAUGAUGCAGUCCUCCCAGGGGGUCAUCAACCUGAUGGAGGACAACAACUGGCUGACGGUGGUGGGCAUGGAGUUGUGGUAUUUCAGGGAGCCCACGUCUUCCAUUACGGACGCCCUAAUCGAGUACGACAAGGCCUUCCAGUCCGAGGAGUGCUUCGCAGAGCCGCCCAGCCCCACCUACAAGGGAGUACCCACCGCUGAAGAAAGGAAGAAACCUGUAUACGACUUGCGCUACCAUCUCCUGCAGCUGUAUUCGAAGCGAAUGCAUCCGCUGGAGGAGACACUGAAUCCCAUAACCCACACAGUCGAUCCCAUGGACUUUCGUUUAAGUUGGCUGCUGCUGCAGACUCUGUGGGCGCUCGGUUAUCGCCACUGCUCGCCCCUGACCGAAGCCCAGCUGACGGUGGACUUUGCCAGCCAGUUGGAGAACGAGGGCCUCUGGCAGUGGGGCAUCUUUGUGUUGCUGCACAUCGAGAGCCGUGACCGUCGAGAGAGAGCCGUGCAACAGAUGUUGCUGCGUAACGUGAGCGUAUUGGCCCAGGCGGCACACAACGACGAGGAGCGCUUCAUCGUAGAGCAGCUGGGUGUGCCCAAGACCUGGGUGGACUAUGCAAAGGCUGUGCGCGCCGGUUCAUUGGGCAAGCGUCAUCUGCAGGCGAAGCAUCUGCUGACGGCCAAGCACUGGGCGGAGGCACACGAGAUCAUCUUCGAGUACAUUGCGCCCGAUGCCAUAAUUAAUGGUCAAACGGAUUAUUUGCACCGUCUGCUCAUCCAGUUCGAGGACACCGAGGGCUGCAGCAGCGGCAUCCGAGUGCCGAACUGGGCCAAUCAGGGACAGAUAUUCCUGGAGUUUAUCGACAUCAGCUCCAAGUUCAAGCAGAUACGAAACGUGCAGAACAUUGAGGACAUCAAGGCGCGCUGGGAGAACCUGAAGCCGCAGCUGAGCGAACUCUGUUCGCGCAUCAGUCUGCUGCCGUGUCCCACGGCCAAGCAUCGUCUGUGCCAGACGGAGAUCUCGCAGAGCCUCAACUGUCUGGUGCAAGGCAUGUGCAUUGUCAGCCCCCAAAUGCAGUCUUCCGCCGUGCUGAAAGUGGCACUCGAACGGCUGCCGAUGCCACAGGAGUUCCUCUCGAAAGAGCUGCGCACGCUGCUGGACGAGCUGCUCGAAGAUCUGGAGCAUAAAAUCUAGGCCACGCGGAAAAGCACGAAAAUACAAUAUAAGAUCGAAUGUAAGUCUAGAUAUAAUAAACAUUGAUUAGAAUCUACCUAAAAAAACACAAAGCAAGAACUAGAUUAAGGUUUCGAGCUAAGGAAAACGUUUCGUCAACAGAAAGAUCAGAUCACGAACACACCAGAGUUAUUAUGAAUGUCUUUGUUAUUUUGUUAAUUCGAUUAUAUUUCCAAUUUCCGAUCGUCUGACUACUUUUAGAAUAGAAAUUUUUUGGUAAACAAUAAAAUUGAUUUGAUUGUUUGUACACACUAAA